Solea solea (common sole) is the source of this 5062-nucleotide messenger RNA. RefSeq names its product dual specificity phosphatase 7 (gene dusp7). Gene Ontology annotation, cellular component: cytosol; cytoplasm. Lineage: Eukaryota; Metazoa; Chordata; Actinopteri; Pleuronectiformes; Soleidae. The transcript is spliced from 4 exons. Gene Ontology annotation, molecular function: protein tyrosine/threonine phosphatase activity; MAP kinase tyrosine/serine/threonine phosphatase activity. The coding region runs from base 1 to 858 and encodes 285 amino acids. The record is from RefSeq and is a predicted model, not a curated record. Gene Ontology annotation, biological process: protein dephosphorylation; negative regulation of MAPK cascade.
AUGUUUGGGGGCAAAGGAAAUGCCAGCGUUAGCGUGGGAGUGGGGAGGCCACCUCAACUCAUCCCAGAGAAGCUGCGGGACGAUGGCUGCAAGGCUUUCUAUCUGGAAGGUGGCUAUAACAAGUUCCAGUCCGAGUACCCCGAGCACUGUGAGACCAACCUGGACUGCUCCUGUCCGAGCAGCUCGCCGCCGACCUCUGUCCUGGGUCUGGGAGGACUUCGCAUUAGCUCUGACUGCUCUGAUGGGGAAUCUGACCGCGAGCCAGGCAGCGCCACAGAGUCGGAGGGCAGCCCCCUCCCCAACAACCAGCCAGCGUUCCCGGUCCAGAUCCUGCCGUACCUUUACCUGGGAUGUGCCAAAGACUCCGCCAACCUGGACGUGCUCAGCAAGCACAAUAUCAAGUACAUCCUCAAUGUGACGCCCAACCUGCCCAACAUGUUCGAACACGAAGGCGACUUCAAGUACAAACAGAUUCCGAUCUCUGAUCACUGGAGCCAGAACCUCUCACAGUUUUUCCCAGAGGCCAUUUCAUUCAUUGAUGAGGCGCGCUCAAAAAAAUGCGGCAUCCUGGUCCACUGCCUGGCAGGAAUCAGCCGCUCGGUGACCGUCACGGUGGCCUACCUGAUGCAGAAGCUCAACCUGUCGCUCAACGACGCCUACGACUUUGUCAAGCGGAAAAAGUCUAACAUUUCCCCCAAUUUCAACUUCAUGGGCCAGCUCCUGGACUUUGAGCGGACUCUGGGCCUGAACAGCCCCGGCUGCGACAACCACUCCUCCUCCCCAACACAUGACCAGCUGUUCUUCACCACCCCGACCAAUCACAAUGUGUUUCAGCUGGACACGCUGGAGUCCACAUGAAAAUCAGCAAGGGGACUGUCCCCUUUUUUGAAAGUUGCGGGAGUCAUGGUGGUGUUCUUACCAUGGUAACAAGCGGCUGCACUGAAGCCAGCUCUACGCAGCCAGUUUUAAUGAAUGUUUUAGCCUCCUGAGGCUCGUUGUCCGAGAGCCUGGCCAUGGAGCAGCGUUGGAGGGACAGAGGAGGUCACACAGGCCACGUGUAAGGGGUUUAAGGGGUGUUGUAUUUUCAUUAAACCCAGAGCAAGGAACUGACGGGUUUGCAAUGGAAUCCUCCUCAGAGUUGACUGAAUUUUGAUCAACUUCUCUUGCAUCAAAAAGAAGAGGAGGAGACCUAACUGACUGAGAAACUGAGCAAAGGUUAAUAGCUUCACACAAAGACAGGAACACAGAAAUGUCUACGGCACUCGAUUUCCAAGACAACAGCGUCCUCUCUGUCUUUCUGUCUCAGCCCUCGAGCUGAGUUGACUGGUGCCAAGUGGAGAAUCUGGGAUUUGCUCGUAGGAAAUCCCGCUCUACUGAAUGUAGAGUUUUUAAAAACCAAGGAAUUUACAUACACUUUACAUGCACUCACACACACAAAAACAAAGUAUGUAUGUACUGUAUGUAUGUCAUCAUACAUAACAGAAAAUGUGUGUGCAGUCCUUAACAAGUAUGUCUAUAUGCAUUUUUGUAUAUUUUUGUGUACAUUUAUGCACAACUAUAUACCUUAUAUAAAUAUUUACACAUAGAAACUUUAUCUUUGUUCAAAAACAAAGUUAUCCAGUCCAAUGAUGGCUUAAGAGAUUGUAAAACUACAGACGGAGAAUGGGUAGGGGGCGAUGCCAACAAAAAGAAACGUUGUUGUGAAUUUCCUACUUGUCUUUUUUUUUGUUUAAGUUUUGUUUUUCUUUUAGGUUUGUAAUGACCUAAUGCAGUUUGCACAGUGAUGUAGCCAUUGACUUGUUGGCACUUGAGCCAGUGCUGGAAGCAGGCAGAUAAAGAGACAUUCAGAGAGGAGGAGGGGAGAGAGCGAGAGGAGAGGCCAGUCCCAGGCUGCGACGAGUCCAGACAGCUGCACUGUGCAGUGGGGAGGGAGCAGGAGCGGGGCCCCCGGCCAAAGACCGAGGUUCAGGGUCCAGAACAGGACAGACAGUGGGGAAGACUGGGCACACAUUUUAGAGUUGCCAGUUGAAUUGUAGUUGUGUCAAGAUUCAACAAGCUUUAACAUUGGCAAGCCAUUUUUAAGUGUGAGUUCCCAGUUCCUCCUUUAUUCUCCAUAUGACUGUUCAUCCAGUUGCCUAAGUUGUUUGUUUAUUAUUAUAGUCAUGUGUUGCUUUUAAAUUUCAUUUAAAUACUGACUUUCCUUGAUUAUAUUGUCACAACACAUUGUCUUACUGGUUAGUUUUGCCAAACUGGUUUUUAACAGCUACGAUUAUGAGGGAGGGACUUGAAUGAGGGGUUCAGGUUGGCCGUUUUUAAGGUAGUGUUAACAUCUUUCUGAGCAAAAUUCUUGGGCAGCUAAUUUUAGCAACUUUAGGCAAAGAAGUGCCUCAAACACUCUUGUAUUACUUACAUUGCAAACUUCUUUUUCGCCCAGGAGGAACAUGUUUAACGUGUUGGUCCAUCUUUGGGUCCUCGCAGGUCCCGAACAGAUGCCAAAGAAGGGACUCUGGGACAAAGGACUGUGAUUAUAACUUGGGUUUCUAUGCUUAGGACUGAGGUGGUGUUGUGGACUUGGACUGGCCUCAGCUACAGACUGCACUUAUACUUAAUAGCUUCAAGCCCUUCACUGUAUUGGAGAAAAUGGAAAAGAAAGGGGAUUAUCUAUUCUGUCAAAGAAAAUUGAGUCCACGUUGACUCAACCCCCCCCCCCAUAAAUUAAAAAACAUGGUAGUUAUCCAUAUGUUAUUUACCUGAGCAUGCUGUGGCACUAUAAGCUCUCAAAAAAGAACAUGUGACCACAUGUAGGCUGUUGCUUUAUUAGACUGGGAGAUGAAUGCUGAGGACUGUUUUUUAACUGCUGUUGCUGCUGAACAUGGUGGCACUCAGUAUGUGUUCAGGGAGUUUUCUGAGACCCCUUCCACAUUAGUAGCACUUAGCAAAUUUGUUUAAUUAAAAAAAAUAAUUAUCAAAACUUAAAUUGUCUAUCUGCUGCUAAAAUUGCCUUCUUAAGUUUCCUCUCAUGGCGGAGCGACACUGCAGCACAGUUUAGUUAAAUCUGUAGAUUCACUUGGACUCAUGCAACAAAAAACAACAUUUCACUAAUAUUAUUUUAAAUGUCAUAUUUUAUCCAUUAGAUUUGUACAUACAAGUGCUUAAUGUUAGAUUAAGACUUAAACCCUCAUAGCUGCACAAACAUGAAUGUCACCAGCUGGGAAUUCUACCAAAAACACACUAAAAAAGAGAAUUCAUUUAAUUUAGGACACUCUAAAUUAACAUUUAACAUUUAAACAUUUUAUGGAGAAAUCAGAAUGUUGGUGACUCACAUAACCGGUCUAGACUACUACUUCAUUUCAUUACUGUUAAAGAGGAAAAUAAAUAAAAUAAAAUAAAUUGGCACCAUAAUGAGUACCUGUACCUGUACUAGAAUUACAGCUUAGUAUUAAAAGGAGCUGCUGUGAUUUCUAACUCCAACAUACUCACUUCACAUGUAACUAUAACAACUCCGUGUUAGUGGUUUUUGCGUGAGGCUCAUUGUUCUGUCGCAAAGUACAGACAAUUUAGUUUCAAAUGGCAAAUGUGGACAGGGUCAAAGCAGAAAAACAGAGAAGCGGGUUUCAGAGGGGAACAAGUGUUAAAUAUGAACAGGGUUGGUUUUCGCUGGCCUUAUAUAAUCUUUCUAACUUCUUUCUAAUGCUGACUGUUAAAUACUCUUUGUAUCUCACUUUAAAAAAAAGAAACAUUGUGUAAAGGAAAAAAAAAUGUUCUCUGUUAUUUGAAUCAGAACCUGGUUAACGAUGGACAGCGAUGGACUGUCGUUUUGGCCGUUGCGGGUCACAUUAGGUCCUCUUUGUUACUCUGCAAUAUAUCCAAACACACUUUUGCAGUAUUUUAUAGAUCCAUGACCUCAAAGUUUUUAAAUUCUUUUUUUGUACUUUAUCUCUUCUAUAUGAUUAAACAUGAUUUUGCUCCAUUGCGGCUCGUUGACGAAAGUAACACUUCACCCGGAGUGUCCAAAUAUGUAGGGCCACUGUGCCCAGUACCAACCUGAAAGAGGCCCUCAUUGACACACACACACACACACACAUAUAUACACAAAGUGGCACAUGACACAGGCAGAUGUACGGUUCAGCAUGUCAGUUAUGUUUUACAGUACACAAUUACACCACCUGGCUUAAAUAAUUACAAGGUCUUUUUUCCGUCUUGUUUUGAUAUAAUGUGAUCUAUGCUGUUCCUGUGGCCUUUCAAUAUAAAAAAAAAUAUAUAUAUAUAUAAGUAUAUAUAUGUUAUGAAUUUAUAUGCAAAAGUUCCUCUGUUCAUAUAACACCAGAGAUGAAAAAUAAUUUGACCAUGCUUGAAUCGACUUCCAUUGUCUGGAGUCGCCAUGUCCCAAUUACAAUAAGAAAAACACUGGGGACUUGAUCACUCGUACCCUAGGAUUUAAAUAUAAAUCAGUAUGGAGCUUUUCUACUUUAAAAAAACAAAAAAAAAAAUAACAGUUAAUUUCAAGCUGCUUUCUUGAGUUGUUGUGUCUUUGUAACAAUGAAAGAGAAAUCAAGUCUGUUUCUCUGUUUGUACAUUUGCCAGAUCACAGGAACGGCAGUUUCUGCGUCCCUUAAACUUGUAGCUACAUCUUGACGAGAAUUAUGCUCGGGAGGUAAAAGACAUGAAUGAGGGGGAGCAGAGGGGGGAGGAGACGAGGAGACGUGGAGGCGGCAGCAUAAAAACACAAAGUGAAAGAGAAAACAUGAAUGAUUUUAAAAUGUUACCUCAGUGAGGAAUUUUUCAGGGAUUUUUUUGACAAUGCAUCUUGCAUAGUGUUCACAGCUUCAAACACAUGUUGAAUAGCUGUUUUGUAUUGUGCUGUAAACUUUUUUUUUUUUUUUAAAGAAAAAAGAAAAGAUGCAAUCUGUCUGUGUAAAAACAAGGUGUGUGUUAAGUGAGGCAGUUUCACCUUUCUGUCUCCUGAAGGAAAUGCGAUUGACCCUAUGUAUUGUACAGUAUAUGGAAACAACAUAAGACAUGUUUAUACUGCAAAUAAAUAUUGAAAUAUUUUUUUCUUUAA